This is a messenger RNA of Colletotrichum gloeosporioides, 1593 nucleotides long. RefSeq names its product Cytochrome P450 monooxygenase aclL. The transcript has 7 exons. NCBI's taxonomy places the organism in Eukaryota, Fungi, Ascomycota, Sordariomycetes, Glomerellales, Glomerellaceae. Bases 1 to 1593 code for a protein of 530 amino acids. Gene Ontology annotation, molecular function: heme binding; iron ion binding; oxidoreductase activity, acting on paired donors, with incorporation or reduction of molecular oxygen. The record is from RefSeq and is a predicted model, not a curated record.
AUGGCUGUGUUAGCCUCAGAUAACACUGCCGACACUCCGCUAUCGUGCUUAGGAUUGCUUGCGUUCAUUCUUGGGGAAACGUGGACGUUGUGGAGCGUCGUCCACAACCUAUAUUUCCACCCGCUUGCCCGUUUUCCAGGGCCCAUUCUCGCUCGAAUAUCACCGCUGCCGUAUGUCAUUGCCCUGCUCCGUGGACGCAUCCCGUUCUGGGUGAAGGCAUGCCACGACAAAUAUGGCCCCGUCGUCCGCGUCUCGCCCAACGAGCUCUCCUUCGACAAUGAAGCUGCAUGGAAGGAUAUUUACGGAAGCCGGCCUGGCCACAACAAUUUCCACAAGGACCCCAUACACGUGGGAAGUAUCCAAUCGGUGCCUGGGGUGUCCACCAUCACCAUGGCCAACGACGCGGACCAUGCGCGGCAGCGUAGGGCGCUUUCGCAUGCAUUCUCCACCAAGGCUUUGUUGGAGCAGGAGUACAUUGUAAAGUCGUACAUCGACGUGUUCUCGCUGAAGAUGAGGGAGUUUGCAAGGCUGGGAAAGCCCGUGAACGUCGUUGAUUGGUUCGCUUACACAACGUUCGAUAUUAUCGGAGACAUGGCUUUAGGAGAGCCAUUUGGUUACUUGACAAGCGAGGAUUUUCAUUUCUGGGUACCGCUCAUUAGCUCAUCCAUCAAAGCGGGUGCCUUUGAACAGGCUACGAGACGAAUCGCCGAAGCAGAUGGCUACUUCCAAAGGCAACUUCUGAAGCUGAUACCUGGGCGCAUCCGAACUACCAGAAUACAACAUCUAGAGUAUAGCAGGGAAAAGAUCUUGAAACGCAUGGCUCAGUCUGAGUCAGAUCACAAGGACUUUCUCUACUACCUGCUUAAGCAACAGGAAAGUGGGACCAUCAACGAGAACGAGGUUAUUGUCAACGGCGCACUCUUCAUAAUCGCGGGAACAGAAACAACGGCAGGAUUCCUUGCGGGGCUUUUCAACCAGCUUCUGCGGCAUCCUAGAGUUUUACAGAAGUUGACGGACGAGAUACGGUCGAAUUUUCAAUCCGACACCGACAUUAAUUUCGAGGCUUUGGUCAAAUUGCCUUAUCUGAGUGCGGUGAUUGAUGAAGGCCUACGAGUCUUUCCAUCUGCACCCAUUGGGUUUUGCCACAGGGAGGUGAUACUGUUGACGGAGAGUUUGUACCAGAAGGCGUAUGUGAUUGCCAAAGCUUGCGCUGGAACUCACUACCUGAUCUCAUGGCUAACGUCGUCCGGGCAGACAACUGUUUCUGUGCCAAUGUGGGGUGCCACGCAUAGCGAACGGAACUUCAAAGAGCCCUACAAUUUCCUGCCCGAGCGCUGGCUAGACAAAAAAAAUAGCACCGACAAGUUUGGGGCAUCGAAUGCCUUCUCUCUCGGGCCACGAGGCUGCAUUGGACGCAACCUUUCAUACAUGGAGAUGCGUCUAAUCAUCGGGAAGCUGUUGUGGCACAACGACGUCCACUUUCAUGGAAGCAACGAUGCGUGGGAUCCUGAAAAGGACUAUCCCGGACUAACGGUGUACAAUAACUGGAUGAAACCGGGACUGUGGGUUAAGUUGACACCGAGACGGGGCUAG